This is a messenger RNA of Salvia miltiorrhiza (redroot sage), 987 nucleotides long. RefSeq lists its product as uncharacterized. The record is from RefSeq and is a predicted model, not a curated record. Gene Ontology annotation, molecular function: protein binding. The coding region runs from base 1 to 987 and encodes 328 amino acids. The transcript has 11 exons. NCBI's taxonomy places the organism in Eukaryota, Viridiplantae, Streptophyta, Magnoliopsida, Lamiales, Lamiaceae.
AUGUCCACCGUUUCCAUUGCCUGUUUCCUCUUCAUGGUGCUCUCCGAUGUGGUGGUUGAUAAGGGGGUUGUUGUUGAUUCUGGUUGUGGUGUUGAGGGGGUCCCAACUGGUACUGUUGUUGAUGCUGGUUCUGAUUAUACUGGGGACGUGGCAUCGGGUUCUGGUGGAUGUAUUGAUGCUGUUGCAGCUGCAAUUCAAGUUCUGGAGAUCUCUGUCUUUUUUGGUUUUAAGUCUUUGCCUUAUGAUAGUCCUAUAUAUUAUAUUAUUCUGAUCAGGAUAUUUGUUGGAUACAAUAAAGCUAUCAGAAUUUUUGAGGUUCAUCGCCCAGGGAGAGAUUUUGAACAACACUCGACUGUUUUAGGAAACAAAGAAGGCCAAUCAGGUAUUAUAUCUUCUAUUGUUUUUUCCCCCACUUCUUCUGGUAUGCUGGUUGUGGGCUCCUACAACCAGACUACUGCUAUAUACAGAGAAGACAAUAUGGAACUGCUGUAUGUGUUGCAUGGCCAAGAAGGUGGGGUUACACAAGUUCAGUUUUCUAAGGAUGGAAACUAUUUGUACUCUGGGGGACGGAAGGAUCCUUAUAUUCUAUGCUGGGAUAUUCGCAAAACUGUUGAUAUUGUCUACAAACUAUAUCGAUCAUCUGAAAGCACCAAUCAGAGAAUACAAUUUGCUAUUGAACCUCUUGGUCGAUAUCUUGGAACUGGUGGUCAGGAUGGUCUGGUGCAUAUCUAUGAUCUUCAGACCGGGGAGUGGGUAUCAAGCUUUCAAGCGGCACUAGGUUCACUCAUCCUCCUCUUUAUACCUGUCUGCUUAAUUAGAAAGAUUAUAUUCCUCAGGUUCUUGGUCGGUGAAGGGGCCCAUAUGUGGGCGAAGUCAAGGUGGUUGGUGAAUUUUGAGCGUGCGCAGGCUGAGAUUGCUAAGAUACGAGAACUGGAUGAUGACGAGGAUGAGAACACUGAUACUUCUGCUGAGAAUUUUGGAGAUUGA